AUGUCAAGAAUAAAGAUCUCAGAAUCUCCUGCCCCUCAUUUUGACGAGGAUCUGUACGAAGCAUCCCCCGGGCCAAGUUAUCCACGAGAAACUCUCAACAGCAGGGCUUUAUCCCCGUCACCAGCGGCUUCCACUUUAUCCGAUAAAGAGAACCGCCCUUCGAGAAGUGCAAUCGAUAAAGGAAAAGGUAGAGUUCUGAGCGUUUUGAUGGGCCCUCCGGGGGCUCCAUCUUCAGGUAGCAAGAGAAAGCGUGCUGGAGCCACUAGUGAGGGAGAUACUUCGACACAGCGCAACCGGAGAAGACGCACAACAGAAGUGGAUGGAGGUGAGGAGGAGGGUCAGGAGUAUGAUCCAGACCAAAGUGUCGAGGAGAGAAGAGAGCUUCGGCUCGAGUACAGGGGCCUUACAAGGACUUUGCAAGAUAACCGUGCCGAGUAUCUCCAUGCGGAGUCCACGGGUAUCAAGGAUACAUUGCUCAAGGCAAACAAGCUUUCAGAGAGGGUGAAGCAAACCUCGGACGCAACAAUUGACUCGCGAUUACUUGUUAGUACUGCAGACCUCGCCAAGAAGAAGACACUCCGGAUGACAUCUGGGGACACUGCACAAGGAGUUGAUGUCGAUGAUUUUGUUUCCAAGGUUAAGUUAUAUAUGGGAAGAAUUCAACGUUCCGAGGGUCAUGCCCCGCGAAACACCCAACGUAGUCGGCGGGUUGGGGCCGUAGAUGAAGAGGAUAGCGACAACGACAAUGAUGGUGAGAUGCUAAAUUGGGAACAUCUUGGACGCAAUGCAUGUUUGCCAAACAAUGCUCGCCCAUCAGUGCCAGGUUUUCUUCUCGGUCCUUUAUCUUUACAAAAGCGCGCCCGCAGGGCUAAUAUCAGAAGAGCUCCACUCAGACCAAACAACCUCCAGGAAACACGCCCCGAGCUCUUGAAAGCAGAUGAUAUUGAGAAAUCAGAGAAUGCUAAUUUGACAUAUCUAUGCACCAAAAUUGAAGACAGAUUGCGGGAAGUUCAGCUAAGAUCAGCUCGUGAUGCAGAGGAGGAGUACACAGAAGACAUGUCAGAAGAGGACGGCGUUGCGUUAAGGGAUAAAUAUGGUUUGUCGGAAACGUGGAUGAUGGCGUAUUUCAAGUUCGUCAUUAAUCCGCUUUCGUUCGGCCAGACGAUCGAGAACAUGUUUUACGUGAGCUUCCUGGUUCGGGAUGGUAAAGUAGAAGUUAAAAUAGACUCUGAUGGCCUUCCAUACAUAGGGAUCAGGGAGGCAGAAGACAAUGGCAAUUCUUCCCAUACAGCAAGACAUCAAGCCGUUCUCUCCCUCGAUAUGGAUGAUUGGCAAGAAUUGAUCAAGCUCUUUGAUAUUAAGGAACCAAUGAUAGACCACCGAGAAGAACAAGACAACAGUAAUAUUGGCACGAAGGGAUGGUAUGCUUAG
This is a messenger RNA of Sclerotinia sclerotiorum 1980 UF-70, 1431 nucleotides long. RefSeq lists its product as hypothetical. Bases 1 to 1431 code for a protein of 476 amino acids. Gene Ontology annotation, cellular component: Smc5-Smc6 complex; nucleus. The record is from RefSeq and is a predicted model, not a curated record. Lineage: Eukaryota; Fungi; Ascomycota; Leotiomycetes; Helotiales; Sclerotiniaceae. Gene Ontology annotation, biological process: DNA repair. The transcript has 2 exons.